AUGAAGAUUCGAGGCCAAGGUUCAUCUUCCAAGUCCGUGAAGUCUCAGCAGGAGACAAUUCCUGAGUCAGUUCCCACUGCCACUCCUCCAAUCCCAGCAUCAAUCCCUGCUGUCUCUCCUACCACAGCAAGAAAGAAGGUUCUUGCUCUUUCGGGUCCUAUAGGAUCUUCUAUUCUUGGAGCUUCUAGUCAAGGAGUUACGUUCCCCAACUUGGAUGCUGAGCCAAUCCUAGCUUCGGCGGUUUCACUCGCCUCUCCCGAAGGUCAAGUAAAAGCCAAACCGACCUUGGCAACAAGUCAUUCCAAAUCAAUUUCCACUGAAGCUGUGUCUGAUCCAUCAGAUCAUGACUCUGAAUCAUCACUAUCUCCUGAUGUGUUGACCCCCAAGGCAAAGGGCAAACGCAAGACCAAAGUUGUUGGAACAAAGAAAGGGAAGAAGGCCAAAGUGGCUCAAACAAAAGGUACCAACUCCAUCUCUGAUUUAUCUCCUCUAUCCCGAUUUAAAUUAAAGGCAAAAAUCAACCCACCUCCUUGCACCUCAUCAGAGGAUAUUUCUCAUGAAACGGAAGACUCUCAACCUGAGCUGGACCCUUCCUUGACUGAGCCAAAUCCUAAUGUUCCUCUUGAUGAUUUGGCGAAGGAGACUAAAUAUGAAGAAGACCCAUCCGAAGCCUCUCCUGUUUCAUCUGACCCAAAAGGCACCACACCAUUGGCAUUUCCCGAAUUGUCUUCCAAACUCGCUAAACAAAAAGGUGCUCAUGUGUAUGUUAGGGGACAUUGGUAUAAGUUUGGUCCUUCUGAAAUUGCUAAAGCCCUCAAUCUUGUUCCUGUUGAGAUUGAUGAUUCUAUUGAGUUUGCAAAUGAUCAAGUUGUGUCUGAAUUGGUUGGUCAAGUUAUGGUGUGGGAACCAAGCACCUCUCUUCGAGUCAUGGACCUCACUCAUUAUUAUGGUGCUCUUUUCAAAUUCGCAAUGUUUAAUUGGCUGCCUACCACUCAUUCCUCUACCAUCACUCAAGACAUGGCUUUUCUAUUGUUCAAAAUUGGAACUGGAGUCGCAAUUGAUCUUGCUGCUUCCCACGCCUAUACUGUCAAAGAUGAUAAUGCUCCGUCCACAGCUCGAAAAGUCAAAGGAAUUAAUCUGGCUGGUCCUGGUUCUGGCAAUGUUGUGAAUGACACUCCUGCUGUCCCGACUGAUCUUGCUUCUGUCCAGACAGGAAUUACAAGUCUUUUUGACCGGUUCACUCUAAUGGAGGAGACUCAGCGCCAAAUUCUUGCUUCAUUGGCCAUUCUCAGUGCAUCCAGCUCUCCUGCUCCAUGA
This is a messenger RNA of Humulus lupulus (European hop), 1317 nucleotides long. RefSeq lists its product as uncharacterized. Bases 1 to 1317 code for a protein of 438 amino acids. Lineage: Eukaryota; Viridiplantae; Streptophyta; Magnoliopsida; Rosales; Cannabaceae. The record is from RefSeq and is a predicted model, not a curated record. The transcript is spliced from 3 exons.